AUGGCUGGUGAACACUCGAGCCGCAGCAGCAGCAGCAUGGCAGCAGCCCCACCCCACGAUGUCCGAAAGCGCUGUCUGGAACCAAAGGGCCACUCACUAAAGUUGCUGAACCGGCGGAAUCAGAACUUUCCUGCUCUCGGGGCUCUGCCCUUCUUGCAGCCCAGAGCCCGAGACCUUCUCCUUGCGCCGCCCGGCAGCCCCGGCUCCGUCCCUGGGACCUCGGCUCCUCCACUUCACGGGGAUGGGUUCCCCGCCGCGCUCCAGGUGACCGUCUCCGGCGUUCCCUGGGCCGCGCCCAUCCCGCCCUUCCAGGCGCGGGCGUCCCUUGAGCCCCAUCCCAGCUUCCCGAUCACCCGGGAGCCUCCUGGACCUCCCUCCACGUCUGUCAGCCAGUCAGCCACAGGCAUUUAUCGCGCUGGGCCCUGGGGACAUUACUGGGGGCAACGGCCCCUUUGGAUUGAGGUGCCCUUCUGGGCCCUCAAACCUGGCCAAGACUCGCAUUAUCAACUCCCCUUUCAAGCUUUCUCUCCUCCACUCUUUCUUCUGCCGGUACCUGAGCUACCCCGCCCUGCUGAGGAUCUGUCCAUUGCCCCAGAUGGAAGAAAAUCAGUGUGGACGCUGACAAGGGGCUCCAAUUGCCAGACACUGUCCUUCCUGAACCUGGUGGAUGAAGUGCUGGCACCUCUCAUGGAGCCCCUUACCCCACCUCCACCUUCUCCCAGGACCCCCUCCCCCAGGGCCCAGCCCAGUCCUGAUCCUGGCUGCAGGCUGCUGGGACUGAAAGUCUGUUGGCAGCUUUCUGUCCUGACUGAGGGGGACUGUGGGGCCCCCCGGCUUGACGAGGCCAAUGCCUUCCCCUUGCCAUUGUUAUUUCUUUCUCUUUUCAGCCCGUGUCUCUCCUGGAAAAGAAUCCUGUGCAUCUUUUUCCUACCAUUUAUCUUAUCAGGUUUUCCUCCUCGAGUGAAACAUAAAAAGAAUCUUAUAUCUGGAAACGCGUGGCCUCAGCCACUCCAGUUUAAUUGGUCUCAUCUGACCCCUCUCGAGCUGAAGGACCGAUCUGUGGGACUUCAGACUAAAAGCACAGUUGGGAGUAAUCCGUACUUCACCCUGGAGGGUGACAAGUUCCUGAUCUUAGGGGGCUCCAUCCACUAUUUCCGAGUGCCCAGGGAGUACUGGAGGGACCGCCUCCUGAAGCUGAAAGCCUGUGGCUUCAACACUGUCACCACCUACGUUCCGUGGAACCUCCAUGAGCCAGAAAGAGGCAGAUUUGACUUCUCUGGGAACCUGGACCUGGAGGCCUUUGUCCUGACUGCUGCGGAGAUCGGGCUGUGGGUGAUUCUGCGUCCAGGCCCCUACAUCUGCAGUGAGAUCGACCUCGGGGGCUUGCCCAGCUGGUUACUGCAAGACCCCAAGUUGAAACUGAGAACCACCGACAAGGGCUUCAUUGAAGCAGUUGAUAAGUAUUUUGAUCAUCUGAUUUCCAGAGUGGUUCCUCUCCAGUAUCGCAAGGGAGGCCCCAUCAUUGCAGUGCAGGUGGAGAAUGAAUAUGGUUCAUUCGAUAAGGAUAAAGACUACAUGCCCUAUGUUCAAAAGGCCUUGCUGAAAAGAGGAAUUGUGGAGCUGCCCUUGACCUCGGAUAAUACGAAAGAUGUGGUAAAAGGCUACAUAAAAGGAGUGCUAGCCACCAUCAAUAUGAAAACAUUUCAGAAGGAUGCUUUCCAGCGCCUUUAUAAGGUACAGAGCAAUAAGCCUAUUAUGAUUAUGGAAUAUUGGGUCGGCUGGUUCGACACAUGGGGAAGUAAACAUGUGGUUAGAGAUGCGGAUGAUGUUGAAAAAACUGUGUCUGAAUUUAUCAAAUUUGAGAUCUCCUUCAAUGUAUAUAUGUUCCAUGGUGGAACCAACUUCGGUUUCAUAAACGGGGCCACAAAUUUUGUGAAGCACAGUGGUGUCGUCACUAGCUAUGACUAUGAUGCUGUGCUGACAGAGGCUGGGGACUACACAGAAAAAUAUUUCAAGCUUCGAAAACUCUUUGGAUCCAUCUUGGCAAUUCCCCUGCCCCCCUUACCUGCGCUCACUCCUAAGGCUGUGUAUCCCUCUAUGAGAUCAUCCCUUUACUUGCCGCUGUGGGAUGUCCUACAGUACUUAAAUGAGCCAGUCAUAUCUAAUAUACCAGUCAACAUGGAGAAUCUUCCUAUAAACAAUGGAAAUGGUCAGUCCUAUGGAUUAGUACUCUAUGAGACUUCCAUCUGCUCUGGAGGUCAGCUCCAUGCUGAUGUUCACGAUACAGCACAGGUGUUUUUGAAUGAGACAAGAAUAGGAAUCCUGUAUGAUAAUACUCAGAACUUGAACAUUCCUGAAGUCAGGGAAUGUCAGCUUUUAAGGAUCCUGGUGGAGAAUCAAGGACGAGUCAAUUUUUCAUGGAAAAUUCAAUAUCAGCAGAAAGGAUUAACUGGAUCUGUUACCAUCAAUAAUGUUCCCCUGGAGGGUUUCACUAUCUAUUCUCUGGAAAUGAAAAUGAGCUUCUUCAAGAGGCUUCGCUCUGCCACCUGGAGGCCUGUCCCAAAUAGCUAUUCGGGCCCUGCCUUCUACCUUGCUACCUUGAAGGCUGGCUCUUCUCCCAAGGACACCUUCCUGAGACUACUGAGCUGGAAUUAUGGAUUUGUGUUCAUCAAUGGACGUAACCUUGGACGAUAUUGGAUUAUUGGGCCUCAAGAAACACUUUACCUUCCUGGUGCCUGGCUUCAUCCAGAAGACAAUGAGAUCAUUCUGUUUGAGAAAAUAAAGAGUGGUUCAGACAUCGAAACUACAGACCAACCCAAGUUGUAAGACUGUGUUAUAACACAUUUCUUGGAUUGUUGGAGUUCAUCUACAAGCAAUUUUUCGGGAGGAAGAAUGUCAAGAAUAUCAAACAAAGUGUUCCUUACAAUAGCAAAAAUGUGAAAAUACCUAAAAAAUCAACAGGGAAAUUGUUAUGUAUACCAUAGUAUAUCCAUAUGAUGCCUAUUUUUAGUCUUUAAAAAGUCUUCAAAAUCUUCAGUGACUGAUUUACCUAGUUAAAUGUUUAAUCCUUAGCAGGUUCUUCUCUAAUCAAAUGUGCCUUUAGGCAGAUAUGAAUAAAAUAAAAACCAAAUUUUA
Ceratotherium simum simum (southern white rhinoceros) is the source of this 3135-nucleotide messenger RNA. Lineage: Eukaryota; Metazoa; Chordata; Mammalia; Perissodactyla; Rhinocerotidae. The record is from RefSeq and is a predicted model, not a curated record.